AGCUAAUGGGUAAAUAGUAUUAAGAAACUUAAAUGCUGUUAUUUAUUUUCUCUUUUUAAUCUAUAGUUCCAUUCAAGAAUAUGACCAGUCUCACACUUCUGCACAGUGGUCCACAAUUUACAAAUAACUUUUUUCUACGUUGUGUAUCACAACAUCCCCAUAGGGUGCGAUUAACCCCAUUUUACAUGAAAACUUUGUUAAUAUCAGAAAGCAUAUUAAGAGCCCCCUUUGACUUGGCAUUUUUACCAGAUCCUACAUUUCCAAAAGGACACAACUUAAGUGGAAGGACAAUCACAAAACUUGGAUUGAAUCUUCCACAAUACCAAGCACUGGCUUCGAUUUUAUGGCCGCGAGUAACUACACACUGGGCUCCUUUUCUCAUAGGUAAAAUAAGGGCAACAAUACCUUCUUCACACAAUUGUUCUGUGAUUAAAUAAGAACAAAGGCUGAAGGAUGAACCUACCACGUUGUAGGGCCUCUAAUAAAUACCUUCUCCUUCUUCCCUUGACAGCUAAAGCACGAGAUAUCACUAUCAUUCCCACUUCACACGUGGAGAAACUCGAAGCGGAGAACGCUCAGGUUCCCCUUCUCCACUGGCAACUCCGCAACCCCCAGAUUUGGUUCGGGCAAUUGCGACGUCCGCUACGUCCGUUCUUGUAGCGUGGAUUCUCUCCUCGAGUUGCGCCUGGUGGGGGCUGGAGGCCGCUGAUAAUUGCUCCCAUGACUCUGAGGAAUCCGAUCCUAAUCCUCAACGGCGCUUCAGGGACAAAGCUGCUUUCCUAUCGUCCCUAACCUCGCCUAGAGUAAAGGUCGCGGCAAAGCCUCAGCUCCAGCUACCGACGCCAUUUUGGCCUCUACGUGUGACGCCACACGUAGCAGAGAGCCCAGCCGAUUGGUUGGGAGACGGCAGCCAGAGGAGAGGCGCGCGAAGCCAGAGAAGAGUAUGGAGGAGAAGCCAAGGAAACUACAAUCCCGGCCUUCCUUGCGCCUGCGACAGCAUACCGAGAGCGAAAGAGAAGGGAGCUUGGGUCCGGACCACAACUCCCAGCACCUCCCGCGAUGUCUCCUCUUUCCUUUCAAAACGUGGAGGAAAAGAGGGACUAGGAGAAUGGAGGCCUUCUGGAGUCGGUUCUCCGAAAGGCGGGAAAGGCGAACUACACCUCCCGAUUGGCAGCGCGCGAGUGCGCCUGCGCCCUGAUGCCUGUCGCCAUCUUGCCCCUUCCGAGGCACCGCAAACAAACCCAAUUCCUGGUGUUCCCUAGUCUUGGCGGAGGAGCCUUUUAGAUGAGCCCCGAAAGGCCGGGCAGGGAAGACAAGCUCUUUGGGGCUACCAAAAAGAAGCAGCAAUGCCUGUUGUGUGGCCAACCCUUUUGGAUCUCAGCAGGGAUGAAUGCAAAAGGAUUCUUAGAAAAUUGGAAUUGGAGGCAUAUGCUGGAGUUAUCAGUGCACUUCGGGCACAGGGGGAUCUCACCAAGGAAAAGAAAGAUCUUCUCGGAGAACUCUCAAAAGUUCUUAGCAUCUCAACAGAGCGCCACCGUGCUGAAGUUCGGAGAGCAGUAAACGAUGAACGGUUAACAACAAUUGCACAUAAAAUGAAUUUAUCCUUAUAUUUGGGUGAAAGACCAAGUUACAGUAUGUCUGGACCUAAUAGCUCUUCAGAAUGGUCCAUUGAGGGUCGUCGCUUGGUUCCACUGAUGCCCCGGUUGGUUCCCCAAACUGCCUUCACUGUAACAGCUAACGCUGUUGCCAAUGCAGCUAUCCAGCACAAUGCAUCUCUUCCAGUGCCUGCAGAAACAGGAAGCAAGGAAGGUGUUAGCUGUUCAGACGAAGAUGAAAAACCCAGAAAACGAAGGCGAACAAAUUCUUCCAGCUCCUCCCCUGUUGUCCUAAAGGAAGUUCCAAAGGCUGUUGUUCCAGUCUCAAAGACGAUCACUGUGCCUGUGAGUGGCAGUCCCAAGAUGAGCAACAUCAUGCAGAGCAUUGCCAACUCCUUACCACCCCACAUGUCUCCUGUGAAAAUAACCUUCACCAAACCAUCAACACAGACGACAAACACAACAACACAGAAGGUUAUUAUAGUGACCACAUCACCAAGUUCAACCUUCGUGCCCAACAUUCUCUCCAAAUCCCAUAACUAUGCAGCAGUCACUAAGCUUGUACCAACAUCAGUCAUUGCUUCCACAACCCAGAAGCCACCAGUGGUUAUAACUGCUUCACAGUCCUCCCUGGUCAGUAGUAGCAGCAGUGGCAGCAGCAGUUCUGCACCGUCACCUAUUCCCAGUACAGUUGCGGUGACAGCUGUGGUAUCUUCCACACCAUCCGUGGUCAUGUCAACAGUAGCACAAGGCGUAUCUACAUCAGCGAUCAAAAUGGCAUCAACCAGACUUCCUUCCCCCAAAAGUUUAGUAGGUGCCCCAACUCAGAUUCUUGCACAGUUUCCUAAACAGCAUCAACAGUCUCCUAAGCAGCAGUUACAUCAAGUGCAGCAACAGACCCAGCAACAGGUGGCCCAACCUGCUCCAGUAUCUCAUCAGCAACAGCCUCAGCAAUCUCCUUUGCCACCUGGUAUCAAGCCUACCAUUCAAAUCAAACAGGAGUCAGGUGUUAAAAUCAUCACACAACAAGUUCAACCAAGUAAAAUCUUACCCAAACCAGUGACAGCAACUCUGCCCACCAGUAGCAAUUCCCCUAUUAUGGUGGUUAGCAGUAAUGGUGCAAUUAUGACAACUAAACUGGUAACCACUCCUACUGGCACACAGGCAACCUAUACCCGGCCAACAGUGAGCCCGUCCAUAGGUCGGAUGGCUGCAACCCCUGGAGCUGCAACCUAUGUGAAAACUACCAGUGGUAGCAUCAUCACAGUAGUACCCAAGUCAUUAGCUACCUUGGGGGGCAAGAUAAUUAGCAGUAAUAUAGUUUCUGGAACGACUACCAAAAUCACUACAAUCCCAAUGACUUCCAAGCCCAAUGUGAUUGUUGUGCAAAAGACAACAGGAAAAGGAACGACCAUUCAAGGCCUCCCGGGCAAAAACGUUGUCACAACAUUGCUAAAUGCUGGAGGAGAAAAGACUAUUCAGACGGUGCCAACAGGAGCAAAGCCAGCUAUUAUCACUGCUACAAGACCCAUCACCAAAAUGAUUGUAACUCAACCAAAAGGAAUAGGUUCCACAGUUCAGCCAGCAGCUAAAAUCAUCCCAACAAAAAUUGUUUAUGGGCAGCAAGGGAAAACACAGGUUCUUAUUAAACCCAAACCAGUGACAUUUCAAGCCACAGUUGUUAGUGAACAAACAAGGCAGCUGGUCACAGAAACAUUACAGCAAGCAUCUAGGGUGGCAGAAGCUGGUAAUUCAUCUAUUCAAGAGGGAAAAGAAGACCCACAGAGUUAUACCGAUAGUAGUUCCUCUUCUACAGAGUCCUCCCAAAGUUCCCAAGAUUCCCAGCCUGUAGUUCAUGUAAUUGCUUCCCGGCGUCAGGAUUGGUCAGAACAUGAGAUUGCAAUGGAGACUAGCCCCACCAUAAUUUAUCAGGAUGUAUCCAGUGAAUCACAAUCAGCUACUUCAACAAUCAAAGCUCUAUUAGAACUCCAACAGACAACAGUAAAGGAAAAAUUGGAAUCUAAACCAAGACAACCCACUAUUGACUUGAGUCAGAUGGCAGUGCCUAUUCAGAUGACCCAGGAAAAGAGACAUUCUCCUGAGAGUCCAUCCAUUGCUGUGGUAGAGUCAGAACUAGUUGCUGAAUACAUCACUACUGAACGCACUGAUGAGGGGACAGAGGUUGCUUUUCCCCUUCUAGUCAGCCAUCGCUCCCAGCCCCAACAGCCCUCCCAGCCCCAGCGGACCCUGCUCCAGCAUGUGGCUCAGUCACAGACCGCAACACAGACUUCGGUGGUGGUGAAGUCCAUCCCAGCAUCUUCCCCUGGAGCAAUCACCCACAUUAUGCAGCAGGCAUUAAGCAGUCACACUGCUUUUACCAAACACAGCGAGGAACUUGGAACUGAGGAGGGCGAGGUUGAAGAGAUGGACACUUUAGACCCUCAGACAGGUCUGUUUUACCGAUCUGCCCUGACUCAGUCACAGUCAGCUAAGCAGCAGAAACUUAGCCAGCCCCAGCUGGAACAGACUCAGCUGCAAGUGAAAACUCUGCAGUGCUUCCAGACUAAACAGAAGCAGACCAUCCACCUGCAGGCAGACCAGCUCCAGCACAAACUCCCGCAAAUGCCCCAGCUUUCCAUCAGGCAUCAAAAACUCACCCCUCUUCAGCAAGAACAAGCACAGCCCAAGCCAGAUGUACAGCACACACAGCAUCCCAUGGUGGCCAAAGACAGGCAGCUUCCUACCUUAAUGGCACAGCCCCCACAAACUGUAGUACAGGUGCUCGCAGUGAAAACCACGCAGCAGCUCCCUAAACUGCAGCAGGCUCCGAACCAACCCAAAAUCUACGUGCAACCCCAAACCCCCCAGAGCCAAAUGCCGCUCCCAGCCGCAUCAGAGAAACAGCCGGCAAGCCAGGCCAUUCCCCAGUACGCUAUUCCUUGUCACUCCAGCUCCAACGUGGUUGUAGAGCCCAGUGGGCUUCUUGAGCUAAACAACUUCACUAGCCAGCAGUUGGAUGAUGAUGAGACGGCAAUGGAGCAAGACAUAGACAGUAGCACAGAGGAUGGAACCGAGCCCAGCCCCUCUCAGAGUUCUGCUGAACGGUCCUAAGUGUUUUGGAAACAGGAGUGCACUUUAAAACCGACUUGGUUACCAAGUGUCCAGGGAAGCCCUUGAUUUUUGAUGUCUAAAGAGAGCACUUUGCCCAUGCUUAGGCUGUGGACCCCAAAAUCGCAGUGUUUCAACAAGAACUGCUGCAGGAGCAGCAUUUUAAAACAAGACAAAACUCACAGGGGACUGUACUUUUUUUAAAAAAAAAAAAGGAAAAAAAGAAAAAAAAAAAGAAAGAAAGAAAGAAAGAAAAAGAUGCACAUCUGCAGUGACAGAAGACCUGAUAUUCUUUCUCUGUUGGACCACGGCUGAUGGAAAAGUAUGCCAUGCAGUGGAAAGAGACUUUUCCUGUGAAUGUUCCUCAACUGGUUUCUACUGAGCAAAACACCGUCAGAAAAGGAGAAUGUUAAUAGUUUGUAUUUUGAAACGGUGUGUCAGGAACAGUUUUUUAAAAAACCUUGUAUGUUUUUGAAAAUCCCUGGAAGUGUUGAAUUGGUUAACAUUUUACAUUUGCUCAGUUUAUAGUUUAUGAAAUAACUAGAAAAAUACUGGCAUUAAAGAAUCCUUGUUAGAUGGUGGAAAUCAGAUCCCUAACCAGUGGGAAGUGCUUUUUGGGUGGCUUGUACAUUCUCACCAGUUGUAUGCUAAUUUAUUGUGUUGUUGUUCCUUUGUGCUCUAGGCAGCACACUUGCCUCCUAUUUAUUUAAAUGUAAACAUUUCAAAGCAGGCCAUAUUCUUUCUGACAGAUUUUCUGUAAACCAGGAUUGCCUGCCCUUUCCACCUCCCACCCCUCCCCGCUCCUUUAAGAAAACUUAAGAGAAAAUGUUUCAUUGUGAAGGAGAGGAAAAGAAACAUUUUCUGGCCCAAAGGAAAUGUUCAGCUAUGUUCAGGAAAAAUUAUUCAUAUGAUGCUAUCUUAACAUUGAAAUUGCACAUUCAUGUUGGACUGAAACUUUGAAGAUAACUUUUACAUACUUUUGUUUAACCCCCUUUGAAAUGUAUAAAAAUUCAUUUACAGUUCUAAAUGUAAUGUUUUUAAGCAUUCUGCCUUUUUAGGACACAGUUUGUUUAAGCAAUAUGUUUGGGUCUUGUGAUCACUGUCUGUCACAAGUAGAGUGAGGGGUAAGAGGGUGGGAGGGUUAACGGUCAGUUUUGACAAGUUGUGGCAAAGGAAGCAAUUCUUUUCAUUUUUAAAAAAAAUGUAAAUAGAAAAGUUUUUAACGGUUUUAUAUAGAUUUCACUAUAAAUAAGCAUUGUAAGACUGACAAAUGUUGAACUGUACAUACAUAUAUCAGCAUAACUGCCCAAUUUUUUGGUGCUGAAGUACUGUAAGUAGAUUUCAUCAACAGUCUCCUAAUUUUUGCAUCUAUAUCUAGAAAAAAUACUGUGAUACUAUAGUUAAUAAAUUCCCACUAGAGUGACACUGAAGAUUUAAACACAAGCAUUUAUAAGAUGCACUGACCUCUGGUAGUUGCCAUCAUUUCUCCUGAGCGGUAACGACUUACCCAUAGAUGGGGCUGUUGGAUUUAAUUUUAUUGUACAAAUUCAUGUUUAAAGACUUUGUGAUUGUUUCUAGUUAAGUAACUUUUUAACCUCUCCAGUCAUAGGCUUCUUUGAAAAUCUGAUCACACUAUGAACUCUCCCCAAAAAGACAUGCAUACCAAUUGACAUGUUAGAUUUUACAUACAGUCUUAGGGGUUUGUGGACCCCUAAGCCUAACCAUGUAUUCAAGGUUAAGCCCUCUGUUAUGGUCAGUCCAUUACUUACAGAUGUAAGUUUUUAUAAAAUAAAAUAUCUUUUAAAUAUUCAUGGGUCAGGUAACAAGAGCAAACUUGAAUAAAGUUAUUACGUUCUACUUCUACACAUUCUGGCAGCAUAGCGUACCUGUGUCCCUUUGAGAAUUUAGCCUUAAUAUGUUUCCAGCAACUGGAAUGGCAGAUGAAACUUCCACAAGCUACAAUUUUAAAAAUUAGUGUGUAUAUAUUAACAAACUAUCAAGUGAGGGAUUUAACAUUUUUUUUUCUUUCAAAGGUAUUACUUUCAAGGAGAGCAUGAAUUCUUUAUUCAGAACAACAAAUAUUAUUUAAAACAUCUUCUACGUGUCAGGUACUGUUCUAAGCACCAGGGAUUCCACAGUAAAUAAACAGAAAAUCCUACCCUUACGGAGUUUACAAACAGAGCUUCCUGCUGAUGGAAUGGAUGCCAGGGCCGAAGGAAGGAGGAAACACAAGUGACUCUUAGGUUUCUUGAUUAAGUGGAUGGAUGGUGAUGCCGUAUAUGGAUCUCCAGGUAUCCUUUUACUGAAAGUCUUAGCAUUAGAUCUAUUUGUAUUUCAUAUGUUUAAGUCCAUAAAUUAAAUGUAAUUUUAAGUCAGUCCUUGUAAAAGAUAUUCAGAGAUUAUGCUGCAAAUACUACAGAAUUUUUAGAGUCCCAACAACUGUUACAGGCAGUGAUAAGAAAAAUCCAUUUGGUUUAAACUUUGAUAAAUGCUUUGCAUUGCAGAAUGCAGUUUAUGCUGAACUUAGAGAACUUAAAAAAAAUGUUUUAUUGAAAUUAAUUCACAUGCCAUACGAUUCACCCAUUUAAAGUGUACAGUUCAGUGAUUUUCACUAUAUUUACAGAGUUGGGCAGCCAUCACUACAGCCAGUUUUAGAACAUUUGCAUAACCCUAAAAAGAAACCCUGUACCCCUUAGCUGUUACCCCUGAAACACCCCAUCACCCAGCCCUAGGCAACCACUAAACUACUUUCUGUCUCUAUGGAUUUGCCUAUUCUGGACAUUUCAUAUAAAUGGAAUCAUAUAGUAUGUGGUCUUCUGUGACUGGCUUCUUUCAUUUGGCAUAGUAUUUUCAAGGUUGUAGCAUGUUUUAGUCCUUCGGUCCUUUUUAUGGCUCAGUAAUAUUCCAUUGCAUGGAUAUACCACAUUUUAUUUAUCCAUUCAUUGGUUGAUGGACAUUGGGGUUGUUUCUAUUUUUUGGCUAUUCUGAAUAAUCCUGCUGUGAACAGUUGUGUACAGUUUUUACAUAUGUUUUCAGUUCUCUUUGGUAUAUAUCUAGGAGUGUAAUUGCUGGGUCCUACAGUAACUAUGGUUAAUGAUUUGAGAAACUACCAAAAUCUUUUCUACAGUGACUGCACAUUUUACAGCAGUAUAGGACAGUUCCACUUUUUCUACAUCCUCACCAAUGCUUGCUAUUAUUCGUUUUUUGUUUUUAUUUUUUUUUUUAAAUUAUAUUCAUCUUAGUGUGUGAAGUGGUACCUCAUUGUGGUUCUGAUUGACAUUUCCCUGAUGGCUAAUGAUAAGAAUCUUUUCCUCUGCUUAUUGGCCAUUCACAGAUCUUUGGAGAAAUGUCCUUUGCCCAUUUUUAAAUUAAAUGAUUUUCUAUUUUAUUAUUUAAAUUGAGAACUUU
Neomonachus schauinslandi (Hawaiian monk seal) is the source of this 8111-nucleotide messenger RNA. RefSeq names its product EMSY transcriptional repressor, BRCA2 interacting (gene EMSY). The record is from RefSeq and is a predicted model, not a curated record. Gene Ontology annotation, biological process: regulation of DNA-templated transcription. Bases 1347 to 4706 code for a protein of 1119 amino acids. The transcript is spliced from 20 exons. Gene Ontology annotation, cellular component: nucleoplasm. NCBI's taxonomy places the organism in Eukaryota, Metazoa, Chordata, Mammalia, Carnivora, Phocidae.